AUGCACGUCCUCUCGCUCAAUCUGCAGAGAGGGGGGGGCAUCAAUGCCUCUGCCUAUGGCAACUUCAGCGGCACCAAGAAGACUGAGGAGAUCAUGGUAGCUCGGGGAUCCAUGUUGGAGCUGCUAAGGAUCGAUCCGGACACAGACAAGCUUGUGUCCAUCUUGCAGCAGCCCGCGUUUUGUGUUGUGCGAAGCUUGAUCGCGUUCCGAUUGACCUCGACUCACAAAGACUACUGCGUCGUCGGCACGGACGCGGGUAAGGUCACCAUCCUCGAGUACCUGCCGGAAACCAGCGAGUUGAAGGCGGUUCACAUGGAGACUUUCGGCAAGACCGGGUGCCGUAGGAUCGUCCCUGGGCAGUACUUGGCCGCCGACCCGCAAGGGCGCGCUAUCAUGAUCAGCGCGGUGGAGAAGCAAAAGCUGGUGUACGUGUUGAACAGAGACACCGCUUCCAGGCUGGCCAUCUCGUCGCCGCUGGAGGCACACAAAAGCCACGCUAUCAUCUUCCACACCUGUGGAGUGGACGUGGGCUUCGACAACCCAAUCUUCGCUGUGAUCGAGCUCGACUACUCCGAAGCCGAUCAAGACUCGACAGGAGAAGAGGCGGCCAACACGGAGAAGCAGCUGGUGUACUACCAGCUUGACCUCGGACUCAACCACGUGACGAGAUUGUGGAGCGACCCCAUCAGCCGGGGUGCGAGCCUGCUGCUGCCUGUUCCGGGAGGGGAGGCGGGUCCGUCGGGCGUUCUGGUUUGCGGAGAGAACUGGGUGGCGUACAAGCACCAGGACCACCCGGAGGUUAGGGCACCACUCCCCCGCAGGAAAACGAUGCCGACCGGGAGGGGAUUGCUGGUUACGUCGGGCACCCUGCACCAGCAGCCUGGCCUCUUCUUCCACCUGAUCCAGUCCGAGCUGGGUGACCUCUACAAGGUAUCGCUUGUCGUCAACGACGAGCAGACGGAGGUGACGGACAUAUCCAUUGAGGUGUUCGACACCAUUCCGGUGGCCAACAGCCUCCAGAUCACCAAGAAGGGGAAGCUUUUCUGCGCCAGCGAGUUCAGCAACCACAUGAUGUUCCACUUCCACAAGAUGGGUGGAGAAGAGGGAGCGGUGGUGGCGACGCAAUGCGCGGACCCGGAAUUGGACGACAGCAGUGAAUCCGCUGCGCAGGUGGCACCCACUUUCACGCCAUCGGCGACCUUGAAGAAUCUGUGGGGGCUGGACGAGGUGGAGAGCUUGGCGCCGCUGACGGACAUGCUGGUCGGUGACCUCGCUCGCGAAGACACCCCCCAGAUGUAUACCUUGUGUGGCCGAGGGAAUCGAUCAACACUAAGGAUCCUGCGCCACGGGCUUGCUGUGACUGAGCUCGCGGAGAACGAUCUGCCCGGAGUGCCUAGCGCGGUAUUCGCUUUCAAAGAACGCCUGACGGAUGACUACGACCGUUACAUCGUGCUGAGCUUCACCAACGCGACCAUGGUGCUCGAGGUGCAAGACAGCGUCGAAGAAGUGGAAAACUCCGGGUUCUUGGCCACCUCGAGCACCCUGGACGUGAAGCUCAUGGCGAACAACAAGAUCCUACAGGUGUACUCGCAUGGGUUGCGCGUGAUCAUGAAGGGGCAGCCGCCGCAGGAGUGGCGCGCCCCCGGCAAGAAGCAGAUCGAGAAGGCAUGCGCGAACGAGCGGCAGGUGGUGUUGGCCUUGGCCGGUGGAGAGAUCAUAUUCUUCGAGCUGGAUGAGGCCAUGCAAAACAUUCAGGAAGUUGGCACGAAACAACUAGGAGGGGUCGAAAUCGCUUGCCUAGAAAUGGGGGAGGUUCCCAAAGACCGUGUCAGGGCUCCGUUCCUUGCCGUGGGCGACUGGAAUGGGAACGUGAAGAUUCUCGGGCUGAGCCCUGAAAACCUCCUCGAGCAGGUUGCGAUGAUCAACCUGCCACACCCGGCGGAGUCGCUGUGUCUCGCGCACAUGGCGGCAGAGCAAGCGGCUGGCGGAAGCAAUGAACAGCUCUUCUUGUACAUCGGCCUUGCUAGCGGAGUCUGCCAGCGGGUGGCAGUGGAUGCUACGGCUGGAACUCUUUCCGACCCUCGCCAGCGAUUCCUGGGAUCCAAGCCUGUCAAGCUCUUCCGGAUUCAAGUCCAGGACAAGCGAGGGGUCUUGGCGCUGUCGUCGAGAUCGUGGCUCUCGUACAACUACCAAGGGCGGUAUCAGAUGACGCCCCUGAGCUAUGAUCCACUCGAUUUCGCUGCCGAGUUUUCUACGGAGAUGUGUCCGGAAGGAGUCGUGGCCGUCUCGGGGGAGAAGCUGCGGAUCUUCGGGGUGGAGCGGUUGGGCGAGGUCUUCAACCAGGCGGCACUUCCCCUAAAGUACACUCCGAGGCAGAUCGCGCUGCUUCCGGGCGAUGCUCAGCACUUGGUCGUCGUGGAGGCCGACCACAACGAGUACAACGAGACGCAAGGACAGGCUGUCAAGAAAGAGGCGGAGGAGGGGGAGAAGGAGGAUCCCGCUGGUGGUGGUGCAGGCGACCCCGCCGAGAACGGGAAGCAAGAGGAGGCGUCCAAGGGAGACGCUGCCGCCGCCGGGGGUGCCGCCGCUGGUGCAGAGGCGAUGGAUCAAGACGAGGAGGAGAAGGAGGUGGAGGAGGAGGAGGAGGACGAUGACGAGGCCGCAGCCGCAAUGAUGCCCAUCCGGGGCCCGCUCCCGCCGCAGGAUGGGUCCUGGGCGAGCUGCAUCCGUCUGCUGGACCCUGUCGAGGGGACCACGGUGGAGUGCCUCGACCUCGACGACAACGAGGCCGCUCUCUCGGUCGCACCCGUGGCGUUCCACAACCGCAACGGGGAAGCGUUCGUCGCCGUGGGGACCGCUAAGAGCCUCACCUUCCACCCGAGGGGACACGAGGGCUGCUUCGUGCACGUGUACAGAAUCUUGGAAAAUCGCCUGGUAUUGCUUCACAAAACGGAGGUGCCAGACGUGCCUCUCGCGAUGAAGGAGUUCCAAGGAAGGCUCCUCGUCGGCGUGGGACAAAGUCUCAGGAUGUACGACUUGGGAAGGAAGAAGCUUCUUCGAAAGUGCGAGAACAAGCGGAUGCCCAGCAUGGUGGUGAGCCUGACCGUCACGGGCGACCGGGUAUUUGCUGGGGAUCAGAUGGAGAGCUGUCACUGCUUCAAGUACCGGAGGGCGGAAAAUCGGCUGGUGGAGUUCGCCGAUGACCAGGUACCUCGGUUCAUGACCAAGACUUGCCUCUUGGACUACGACAGCAUCGCGGGAGCUGACAAGUUUGGCAACAUCUUCGUCCUUCGAGUACCCCUCGAUGUCAGCGACGAUGUCGACAACCCGACAGGAAACCGGCUUCUGUGGGAUUCCGGUCACCUGAGCGGGGCACCUAACAAGGUUCAACAGCAGCUCCAGUUCCACGUUGGGGAGGUGGUGAGCUCUCUCCGACGGACAACCCUUGUCCCGGGUGGGGCAGAAGUCCUGCUUUACUCCACCAUCAACGGCUCCAUCGGCGCUCUGCUGCCCUUCAAAAGCCGAGACGACGUGGACUUCUUCACGCACAUGGAGAUGUACAUGCGUCAAGAGAAGCCCACGCUUUGCGGCAGGGAUCACAUUUCCUACCGCUCCUACUACUUGCCCGCCAAGGACGUGAUUGACGGUGACCUCUGCGAGCAGUUCUCGUCGCUGCCCUUCGAGAAGCAGAAGCUGGUGGCGAACGGUUUGGACCGAACCGUAGGCGAGGUGGUGAAGAAGCUGGAAGACACGAGGAAUAGGCUGCUCUAGUCUAGUGGAGCGAGCCAUGAGGAGAGACGACGGCGGUAGCAUAGGGAGGCUCCAUCGCGAAGGAAAGCGUACAACUGUACAACUGUAGACGGGACACGUCCACCUCCACGUUAACACACUGCUUGUGCUGUAGCAUUUCGUGCUCUUAGAUAUAUACUUAUUAUUUAGGCUUGUGUUGCGUGAUUUGCUCUAAGUGGCAAAGCCGCGACCCCCCUCCCCCCCCGGCGCGUCAUGCACAGAUACUCAUCAAGCACAACGGGAAUUCAUAAUGGUAGGCUAAACCCGUUUCACCAACGUGUGUUGCUCUGACCGUUUCGUCCGUGUAGGGAAGGCGGCGGUGUUUCAAGUUCCGUAUCAACCUUUCACGUGUCUCGUAUACCCGUUUGUACCCGUUGUGUCUUUUUUCCUGCGGAGGAACGGGGGCAUGUAGGCGCGUUGCUGUAGGAUUUCUUUGGUCUUGCCGUGCACUCACGUACCAAGCUCAAGAGCCAACUAAUAGUUUGUGUUCCGUCGUACAGCAGGGCCGCCCUACGCGCACAAGAGACUGUUGGUGGGAAAUCAAAGCUCAGGAUUAGCAGAACAACGGCCCACACGGAGCUUUCUCUCUGAACCAACGAUGCCAUGCCUAGCUGAGCGCGUUCUUUGCAGCCGUGGAACCGUAGCGCCGGGGCGUGUCGC
This is a messenger RNA of Ectocarpus siliculosus, 4449 nucleotides long. NCBI's taxonomy places the organism in Eukaryota, Phaeophyceae, Ectocarpales, Ectocarpaceae. The record is from the annotation of a GenBank genome assembly.